This is a messenger RNA of Anopheles coustani, 768 nucleotides long. Its product is annotated as RING finger protein narya-like. Gene Ontology annotation, cellular component: synaptonemal complex. The record is from RefSeq and is a predicted model, not a curated record. Gene Ontology annotation, biological process: reciprocal meiotic recombination; homologous chromosome pairing at meiosis; protein sumoylation. Bases 1 to 768 code for a protein of 255 amino acids. Lineage: Eukaryota; Metazoa; Arthropoda; Insecta; Diptera; Culicidae. The transcript has a single exon. Gene Ontology annotation, molecular function: SUMO transferase activity.
AUGGCCCCACCGAACUGGAUCCACUGCAGCCUCUGCUACAACCACAUGGCGAAGAAAGAGCGCCAGUUCUACCAUCUCUCCUGUCGGCACAUCCUCUGCCGGCCGUGCAUGGCGAAAACGAAACGCGGAACAGUAUGCCCGGUGUGCCAGGGUUCUCUCAGCCGAUUCGUCGAGCUGAACAAUCAGAUGGAGCGCAAGGACAAGAUGUUGUACGAUCCGUCCGCAGCCAAAAUCUACGCGAUCGCCUGCCAGACGCUGAUAUUUCAGCAGAAGCACCGCCAGCAUCUCAUCCAACGAAUCAUCCAGAUGCGUAGCUCGUUGCCAAGGCUGAACGAGCUGGAGUCGCAACUGCGAAAACACGUCAUGCAAGCGCAACGUCGAUACGAAAAGAUGCGCUCGUUCCGGAGAACCUUGCAGGACAGUCUUCGCCGGUCGAUAUCGUCAAGCUCAAGCCGGUCAACAACUCAGCAGAGCAUAACGUUCGCGAAUGUGCGAAUUCCCACGAGGCGUCUGUCCACCGAAAGCACAUUAGGUUCGAUUCCGUACACGCCACAGCGAAAAACAGCGGUAGAAUCGUUUAACGGAUCGUUCGGCGUGCAGACCUUUGGGUCGAGAAAAAUAAUGCACCGACGGUUUUCGAACGAUUCCGGCAUAGAAUCUCCGUGUAAUUCUAGUUUUACUGGAAGUGCGAAAAGGGUGAGCUUCAAUCUGAGUGCCACUAGUUUGAAUAGAUCAUUAUUAAACACGAACUCAUCAAAUCGACUGUAG